AGCACCCCCACGGCCUGCGUCGCGUCCUGCUCCUUUUUCGCGGAGUCUCCUCUCUUUCGUUCGCCUGGCUGGACCGUGUAUAAAUUGAGCAAUCCUCGACAGAGAUGUCACUCAGCAGUCCCCGGCAGCCCCAUCAGCAGCCAUGAAGUUCUUGAUCCUCGCCGCCCUGGUGGCCGUGGCCGCCGCCGACUACCACGAUGACACCUUCCACUUCUCGUCGCUGGGCAGCGCGACCGGCCUGAGCGGCCUGAGCGGCCUCCAGAAGAGCUCCCUGAAGCAGUACACCGUGCAGGCCGUGCCCGCCUACCGCCAGCAGUACGCCGUGCAGGCCGUGAGGCAGGUGGCCGCGCCCGUGUUCGCCCAGGUGGCCGUCCAGCAGCCCGCCGUGCUGCAGUACUCGCAGUACUCGUCCGCGCCCGCCGCCUUCGCCAGCAGCGCCAGCUACUCCGGCCUCAACGCCCCCAAGUGGCGCAUCGUGUCCCAGGUCCAGGAGGCCGACCCCGCCGGCCCCUACAAGCUGAGCUACGCCACCGAGAACGGCAUCCAGGUCAGCGAGCAGGGCUCCCUGGUCAACAGCGCCGAGGGCCCCGCCGUGGCCGCCCAGGGCUCCUACUCCUACAACGGUGACGACGGCCAGGUCUACUCCGUGAGCUACGUGGCCGACGAGAACGGCUUCAGGGCCGCCGGCGACCACCUGCCCACCCCUCCGCCAAUCCCCGCCGAGAUCCUCCGGUCCCUGGAGGAGAACGCCCGCAGCGGCGAGCAGUACGACGAGCAGGGCAGGCUCCUCAGGAACUGAAAAGAGCCUCCUCUUCUGUGAUAUUCGACCGUGAAAAUAGUAUCCUCUCCGAAUCGGAGAACAAACGAGUGUACAAAUAAAUCAAUAAACAUAUAAGCAAA
Messenger RNA from Thrips palmi, 900 nucleotides. Its product is annotated as endocuticle structural glycoprotein SgAbd-8-like. Lineage: Eukaryota; Metazoa; Arthropoda; Insecta; Thysanoptera; Thripidae. Gene Ontology annotation, cellular component: chitin-based extracellular matrix. The transcript has 2 exons. The coding region runs from base 143 to 799 and encodes 218 amino acids. Gene Ontology annotation, molecular function: structural constituent of chitin-based larval cuticle. The record is from RefSeq and is a predicted model, not a curated record.